This is a messenger RNA of Dovyalis caffra, 360 nucleotides long. The record is from the annotation of a GenBank genome assembly. NCBI's taxonomy places the organism in Eukaryota, Viridiplantae, Streptophyta, Magnoliopsida, Malpighiales, Salicaceae.
AUGCAGAUCGAGACAGAGGAGGUGACCAAAGCAUUCCGUCAGCAUGCCGUUAGGGUUGGCGAUGAAACCCAGAUGGGUACAGUGUUUGUCUUCUUUCCUCAAGUUCCAAGUCUUGACAGGACAGUCAGUGACGCCGUUAGUGGUCCCCCAGUUGUUGAUACAAAAGAUGCACGAUUUACUAAUGCCGGCAUCAAAACAGUGAGACCAAAUCAAAUCCUGGAAAAGUGCCCCCCUUCAUCUUCAGAACAAACACAAAAUUAUGAUGAUCGUUUCGAACGGAAAAAUGAUCACCAAAUCGAUUGCUAUAAAUCCUACAAAGUACACAAGACAUACAAACACCAACCAAAGGGUUGCUCAUAA